AUGUCAAAGCCAUGGGGGGGGAGAUGCACGCAUAGCACAGCGGUUUUAGUUUGUUUUGUGGCAUCGAGUACGAACGUGACACAAAGACACCAAACGACUGUGAAGCACACACACACCAUACCAUACCAUACCAUACCAUAUCAGAUGCCUGUAAAGUUCGAGCACGAUCCCUGGGCGUUCGAGCCCACGUGGGACCCGCUCGUGGCCGACUUCGGCGUGGCCAAUGGCGCCUCGCCCGGUGACGGGACCGCUCCCGCCUGGCUGGCCUGGGACUGGCAGCCCAGCCCGCACGGUUGCGACACGCAGCAGGCGCAGGAGCUGCUGCUGGAACGAAACUUUCUGCUGGGCAGUUGCAACCCCGCGCGGGACGCGCUGUCGCUGGGAUUGUCGGACUACGACGGAAGCGGCGGAAGCGGCGGAGGCGGCGACCGCGUCGUCGCGGACGACGACGAGAAUGACGACAGCAACGACAACAGCAACAACAGCGUUACCCGCACCACCGAGCUCGCGCACGUGAUGUCGUCCAGUCACGUGCCCUCGUCCGCCUCGUCCGAGGCGUCGCCCACGACGUUCGAGACCGCGUUCCCGCUGUCCAGCGCCGGCUCGUCUUCGCCCGCCGACUCCCCUGGCCACGGCCACGGCCACGGCCACGGCUCCAAAGCCCGCCGCUCACUCGCCGCCGCCGCCGCCGCCGCCAAAUCCUCGCGCCACGUGACCGGCCGCUCCCACUCCUGGAGUGCCAGCGCCUCCAGCGUCUCCCGCGCCGCCAACGCUCCUUCAGCUCCUCUCUACAAAUACGUUGCCCACGCCCAAAUGGCCAUGCAGUACGGCCAGCCCAAAAACUCCCUCGAGAACAAACGCGGCUGGCUCCGAAUCGCCCGCAUAACGCCCGAGCGCCACGCCCUCAUCGCACAACGUCUUGCCGAGAAACGCUCCCAUCCAAAGGCUUCCAGCGCUUGCGAGCAGAUCGUAUCCCAUGUUCUGCGGCUGUUCGAGCAGAGUCACGUGCGCGAGAAGAUCCAGCUCUUGGCUUUGGAACGUCGUCGUCGCGCCCAUUCCACCUCCACCACGACUUCCGAACUCGAAGCCCUUGCUCAUCGCGAUCUCGACGCCGCAAACCAUACGCUUUGGCUCAACCAGCGAAUUCCCAGAAACGCGGCUCGCCAGGCCAAACAGUUUCCGCGCCUCACUGUGCACGACUGUGACGCCAACGCCAGCGCCAGCACCAGCGCCAGCACCAGCGAGGCCACCUCCAUAGGUUCACCACCGAGUCUUUUGGCCGUCGAGGUACGCACUAGUAGCGGCUACAAUGACUACACCGCGGCUUCUACCGAGAUUUCCACGCUCUCCAACUGGGACUGCGAUCUCUUGCAGCUCCGCCACAUGUCGCUGCUUCGCGAAAGUGACGAUCGCAGACGCAAGAACAAGUACUACGAGUUCAUCGAGGGCAAGAUGAAGCGCCCGCUCAACAGUUUUAUGCUUUAUCGCUCCGCCCUAAUGAAAGCGGUCGCUAUUCUCAAAGUAUGCAACGUUGUUACCGAAACCUGCCAAUUUGUCGCCCAACGGUAUCCGCAACUCACAGAAACACAGCUGCUUUCAGUGAUCCGCUGUGUCAUCGAAGAAUCCGAGCUUCCACUAGAUUUGCCCGUUCUCAUCGAUCUCGAUUUCGUUGCGCAUGCAAUUCAAACCACCAUGUAUGAACCCGCCGGCGAAGACGACUACACCGAUUCAAACGAUUUCGCCGCAAAUGCUGGUCUGAAACCCGUGGACCCCAAGUUUGCAAAUCAAACAGAUGUGGCUCAAGUCAUUACUUUGAUGUGGAACACCGAGCCUCAGGAAUUCAAACAACAUUUUGUUGAAUUUUCUCAUACCGAAAAGCAGCAUCAUCACGAAGUAUACCCAAAAUAUAAAUACUGCCCCAUAAAGAAGGAGCGUACCGUUCGGAAUUUGAAUACCUCCCAACCACCCUGCUAA
Lachancea nothofagi CBS 11611 is the source of this 1974-nucleotide messenger RNA. The record is from the annotation of a GenBank genome assembly. Lineage: Eukaryota; Fungi; Ascomycota; Saccharomycetes; Saccharomycetales; Saccharomycetaceae.